UUUGAUACCACAAGAGAAACACUUAAAGCAGCAGCAAACUUCACUCUUCAGACUGAAGAAAGAAGGCAAAAGGAAAGCAAGAGAAGUGAUGGAAGAUACAUUCAACAAAGACACAAAUAUCAGCAGCUGGAAACAAGUGGAGAGGAGAAUGCCUCCCAAAAAAAUCCUCAUCUUCCUUUUCUUCAUCCUAUCAGCCCUUUCCUUCUUCAGACUCUUCAAAAUGACGAUCAACUCUUCAACUCUUCCCAAAGCUCUACAUGUACCCCGCAAGCUCACACACUGUACAACCACUCAUGAAGAAGACAAUCUCACUACAAAAGAGUACCAAUUUAUUUCAAACCUCAUCUCCAGAAAAGCCCCCUGCAACCUCCUUUUCUUCGGAUUCAAACCACAAGUUCUUGGCCUUGCAUUAUUAAAUACAAAAGGGGUCACGGCUAUUUUGGAGGAUGACGAGGAGAAGCUCAAGAGAAUCACUGAACAAACAAUAGGAGUGAGAUUUUUCAAAGUGAAGUAUCAUGAGAAGGCCAAAGAAGCAUAUGAGCUACUUAAGCAUGCACGAGAACAUUUUGGUUGCAAACUUGAAGCAAUUAAACUCCUCGAGGAGAGAGGUUGUAGGCUACAAAUCGAAAUGCCAAAAGAAGUCUAUGAUAAAAAAUGGGAUGUGGUCGUUGUUGACGGGCCAAGAGGAGAUAAUCCAGAAACACCUGGAAGAAUGGAAGCAAUCUAUGAAGCAGGAGUUAUUGCAAGAUUAGGGAACUCAACCGAUGUUUUUGUUCAUGAUGUUCAGAGGACGAUAGAGAAAUGGUACUCUUGGGAGUUUCUUUGUCAUGAGAAUUUGAUUUCUUCAAAGGGAAAGUUAUGGCAUUUUAGAGUGGAAGGUGGAUCUAAAUUGACUAGCUUCUGUCCUGAAGUUAAAUUUCAUAUUUUGUAGGAUAAUUUUUUGUAUAAUUAUAGAUGUAACUCAGCGGAAAUAGUUUAAUCCAUUGGAAGCUGCAUUAUAGUA
This is a messenger RNA of Asparagus officinalis (garden asparagus), 1003 nucleotides long. RefSeq names its product glucuronoxylan 4-O-methyltransferase 2. Bases 89 to 931 code for a protein of 280 amino acids. The record is from RefSeq and is a predicted model, not a curated record. Gene Ontology annotation, biological process: xylan biosynthetic process. The transcript has a single exon. Lineage: Eukaryota; Viridiplantae; Streptophyta; Magnoliopsida; Asparagales; Asparagaceae.